AUUACCUCAUAUAUAUAAAAAAGGGAGAAAUGGAAGCUCUUCAAUCAUCGAUUUGAUCAGCUUCCAAGCAAAGAAACACAUUGGGUUUUGCAAAGGAAAAUCUGGGGUGGAUUCUUCGUUGAUUAUAAUAUUGUGUUUUGAUUUUUAUUUGGACCUCUCGUUUCAGAUAGAGAAUGAGUGAUCAUCUGGGUUUAUGUAUGGACCGGCUAGCAACACCCGAUAUUUCGCAACUGGUGCAAGAAGCCGAGGUUGCGGGAUCUUCCGGUGAAGAUUCUUCUAUAGUUGUUAAGCCAGAUGUUUGUGCUAUUGGUGUUGAGGAUGUGGAAGAACAUGGUUCGUGUGAUGAAGAAGAACCACUCAUCCGGACGGUCGAAUGCCGAAUCUGCCAGGACGAGGAUGGCAUUGAAAAUUUGGAGACACCUUGUUCAUGCAAUGGCAGUUUGAAGUUUGCUCAUAGGAAAUGCAUUCAGCGUUGGUGCAAUGAGAAGGGAGAUAUAAUUUGUGAGAUAUGCCAUCAGUCUUACGAACCGGGAUAUAUUGUGCCACCUCCUCCUCCUCCUCAGCCUGAGGUUACUACAAUUGAUAUCAGGCAAGUCUCACAACCAUGCACUUACCAAUUGAUCAUUGUAGAUAUGAUAAGAUCAGUUGAGUGGACAGUAUCUGGUGCUUCGUUGGGUUACCAACAAAUUUUAGCAGUGGCAGCAGAACGCCCUAUUUUUGGUUGGGUCAAGGAAUCACUGCUAAUAUCCUUGUUCUUAUUCUGUUUAGAUCUUAUUUUAUCCGUUUAUUUGCAGAUACUUGCUCUUCUAUUCUUGAGGCAUGUUUUGUACCUAGCCAGUGGAGACACAGACGAUGAAUUAUCUCAAUAUAUCUCUAUUUCCCUCCGUGCUGCUGGCCUUCUUCUCCCCUGUUACAUUGUGUCCAGGACUAUCAGCAUAUUGCAGCGCCGUAGGGAGCAACAGGAAGCCGCAGCUGUCGCAGCACCUGACGUUGCUGUAAUGAUUCAAGCAGCGCAACCUCGGGCCAUACGUUACAGUGUAGCACCGGGACCUUCAGCGACACCACAACAGGAGCCACUUCAAUAACACGACAGUCGUUUUCUCUGGAAAGAAGCUUCGGUAGUGGAGAAGAUUAUGUAAUUCGGACUCGACAUAAAUGUUGGAUACAGGUAUUUGUCCGGCAUAGGUAUAUUCAAUUUUCUUUUCUUAGAAGUUUUUCCAUAUAUAUGGAGGAUCCUUUCUCCAUAUAGCGUCCGAAUAUGUAUCGGACGCAUAUGUAGAAUACAUGUAUUUUAGGGAAGAUGAAGAAUCCAACAUGGGAUUCUUCUUUUCCAUAUUUCAAGGAUGAAAUCUUCUUGAA
Molecule: messenger RNA, 1359 nt
Organism: Hibiscus syriacus
Lineage: Eukaryota; Viridiplantae; Streptophyta; Magnoliopsida; Malvales; Malvaceae
Exons: 9
Coding region: 174-1085 (303 amino acids)
Biological process (GO): protein ubiquitination
Cellular component (GO): membrane
Molecular function (GO): zinc ion binding; ubiquitin-protein transferase activity
Source: RefSeq, a predicted model, not a curated record